AUGACGACUGUGGUAACUACAACUGAUUCUGAAGUAACAACACCAAUUAGUUAUGUAUCACGUUGGAUUGCUCAAAGUCAUGGAAAUUAUCAAAAGAAAUCUGAUGAAUAUUAUUCUUCAUCAUGUGAUUGUCAAAACUCAACAACAACAGCAAUACCUAUUGUUAAUAUAUCUACAAAUACAAAUUUUGAUUCUCAUACGACAACAUGGCACGCACAAGCAAAGUCACGCUUGGAUAACACAACUACUACAAUGACUUCAGAUUCAUUAUUAAAUACAUCGAAUAAUAUUAAUAAUAAUGAAUUACAAGAAAAAUUAAAUCGUGUCAGAGCUUUACUUGAUGCUAAAAGACAACGUUUAUGUCGUCAUGUAUCGUCCGCGUCAACUUCAUCCUCAACAACAACUAUUCCUCUUGUUACACUUCCUUUACAGGAUCAAGUGCAUAAUUCUACAACAGUAGGAGAUCAAUCAUCAUCUCCUCCUCUUCCUACAUCUUCACCUCUAGCACUUGAGAAUGUUUAUCAUCAUCCGCACGACGAAUCUUUAUCGUCGUCAAAUUCAACUUAUGUUUAUAAUUCUUGUCAUCAUCAUCAUCAUCAUCAUCAUUCAUUACCAUCAAUAUUGCCAUGUCUUAUGGAAGAAUCACCAAGUGAUUCUGGUUUAAGUGAUGGAACAAAAACAACGAAUCAUGAUGAUAUUAAUGAAUCAACUAGUAAAAAUGCAGCUAUCAUUGAUUUAAGUAAACCAUUAAGCAAAGAAGAAAUGCUUGCUAUUAUACAAAUUAUACGAGAAUUAUGGAAAAAACAAUUCGAUUGCGAAAUGCCUGAUAUACAAAUAAAAUCAACAUUACCAACAACAUCAUUUAAACAUAUAGGAGAAAUGUCAAAUUUAGCAAAUAACAAUAAAACUCAAUAUCAUUCAACACCAGCAUUAAAUAAAUUAACUGCAGAAUUAAAUGAUAUUAAAGAUAAAUUAAAACGAUUUUCAACAGACCGUCAACAACAACAACAACCUUUAACAGAUAUGAAAUCAACUGAAUUCGAAAAUAAUCACUUAGAUAUUGAUGAUAAUCUAUGUUAUGAAGAUCCAAUUUUUGUUUCGCUUGAUACAUCACUCACUAUACAAGAUCUUGAACGAAUGCAAGCAAAAAAAGAUGAUCUACUUCGUCGACAAAAUCAACGUCGUGAAGAACAAUUAAUGAAAAAACAAGAACGACAAGCAGAAUCAGCUGAACGUUAUGAUGAAUAUCGUUUAUUUGAAGAAUAUUUAUCUCAACGACGGCAAGAAGAUGAUCAACGUCGUACAAAUAUUUUACAAGCACAUAUUGAACAAAAACGUUUCGAAACUGAUCCAUUAUUAUCAAAUGAUUAUUAUUUUGCUGCAGCUCGUAAUCGUAAUCGUUUAAAACGAAAAUCUUCAAUAUCAUCAUUUCUUUCAUUUGAUGAUGAACUUACUUAUAAUGGUUUACUAAAUUUCAUGCAAACACCUAAACGUAGUAUGACACGUUUUGAUUUAAUGUCACCUAGUUUAACAGCACCAACAGCUGCAUCAAAAUCAAAAAUGAAUCGAGCUGCAAGUAUUUGUAAUAUUAAUGGACAUUAUGAGUCAUUUACAUCAUUAAACUCAAAAACUACAAUGCCAACAAAUUUAUUUGGUGGAAGUUUAAUGAAUCUUUCGAAAGUACAAACACCUAAAAGACAAUCAUUAAAUUUAAUCGAUGAUACAUUUGAGGAUUCACAAUUUAGUGCAUCAAUGACAUCAUUAGCUACAUCAGUAACAGGAGGAGCACGUCUAGCUCGAAGUCAAACAUUAUUAUCAACGAAAUCGAAUAAGCAAGCAAUACUUAAUUCACUUAAACAAGUUGCACUUGCUGGUCCAGCUAAUGAAAGACAGCGUCAAAUUAUUAUUCGAGAAAUUGAAUUGAGUGAAGCUCGUCAUUUUGUUCUUCUAUUUCGUGAUCAUCGUCUUCAAUUUCGUGCUGUUUAUAUGUAUAUACCAGAAACUGAUAUCAUUGAAAAAUUAUAUGGUAUUGGACCGAAUAUCAUCACAGAAAUUAUGGUUGAUAAAUGGUUUAAAUACAAUUCAGGAAGUAAACGUUUUACUAAUAUACCAAUAAAACAUUUUUCUAUACAAUGUGAUGCUAUUAUUAUUCAUAAUGACUUUUGGCAUAAAAAACUGAUUACGAAUAUGAAUAAAAUACAUUAA
This is a messenger RNA of Rotaria sp. Silwood1, 2205 nucleotides long. NCBI's taxonomy places the organism in Eukaryota, Metazoa, Rotifera, Eurotatoria, Philodinida, Philodinidae. The record is from the annotation of a GenBank genome assembly.